This is a messenger RNA of Anolis carolinensis (green anole), 17427 nucleotides long. RefSeq names its product microtubule associated monooxygenase, calponin and LIM domain containing 3 (gene mical3). Bases 4894 to 11811 code for a protein of 2305 amino acids. The record is from RefSeq and is a predicted model, not a curated record. Lineage: Eukaryota; Metazoa; Chordata; Lepidosauria; Squamata; Anolidae. Gene Ontology annotation, molecular function: protein binding; FAD binding. The transcript has 43 exons.
AACUCUUUCUCUUUCUAGAUCUUAUCGUGAUUACUUGGCUAUUCAGGCAAGGAGGUGCUGUUGAGAGCCAGUUCUGACUGAAUCCAGUCCUCCUCCUUGCCUUAUUCUUCAGCCCUUUUUCUAUUUAUUAGUUACAUUUUAUAUCUCACCAUUCCUGCAAGGAGCUUAGUGCACAUGCAGAGUAUGAGAGAUUGCCCCAAUUUAUCCCAACUGAAUCCCUGGUAGGUAAGUUAGGCAAGCCUCCUUAGACAUUCCUCCAGAUGUGUUGAACUAUAGUUCCCAUCAUCCCCAAUCAGUUAAUAUUCUAAUAAUUAUAAUUUAACACAUCUGGAGUGACUAGGUUAGGGCAAGAUACAGGGGUCCACCUAAGGUAGCUGUCUUAAAGACCAUUCUGUAUCAGCUAUUGCUUGUGCCACUGGUUUCUCCUUGCUGUGGCUUUCUUUGCAUAUGAAUGACUCUUGCAAUGGCUUCCAGGUUAGAUAGGUUCUGCUCCAGUUUUUAAAAAGAAGCUACUACUAGUAGAAUCGAACCCUGGUCUCCAGAGUUGUAGCCAAACAUCCAAAAUUCUGUUCUGAAUUCCAACAAAAGCAACUCAGAUAUUUUUUGGGUGAAAAGAUGGGGCUCAAAAGCUGGACAGGUUCAUAGGGGAUAAGACAAUCUUCUAACUGCUGUGACACACAUCCUGACAGUGAAAUAGUUCAGGUUGGGGGUACUUAUCUUUUGUUUACAGUGGCAGGAGAUUGCUGGGACUUUGUAGUAUUUGUAUUUCUGUCUACAUAUGCAGGUUGGGUAUUAAUGGGGUCAAACAACUGAAACAUGCCAUCAACAAAAGUCACUGCCCUAUCUUAGAUUCCCAGAAAGAUACAGCAAGCAUCCAGUGAUUACUGCUCAGCUUUUUGUACUACAAAGUAUUCAUUCUCUCUUGUUCCUAGAUAUAGUACUCUGGGUUCUAUUGUUCCUUUUCACGCACAGACCUAGAUUACGUCAUCCUUAAUGAGGAGCGAGGUGAAUGUGUUCAUAUGCUCCCUCCUCCUUACUCUGAUCUUCCCCCUCAAUUCAAAACAGCCAAAGCAAAGCAUUCCUGUAUCUAAAAGCAGUCUUCUUUCAGUGAGCUCCCUUUGGGCUAUAUCCUAGACUGUUAACAUUCCUUUAUCAAAUCCAAGGUCAUGGUCAGGUAUUCCUUUAAGUUAUAAUCCUGGUCACAAAAAUCUGAUUUCAAAUAUACAGAUGUGCAUAGAUAUCUUGAUCUGUUUAAAAAACCAACCUGAAAUGUAAUAAACAGAUGAACCGAUGGAACUAAACUGAAACUGUUGUUACAAUUGCCUCGGGAGGUAACCAGAGACCCAACCUCACAAUUAUGUUUGUUUCUUUUGCUAUUUGUUGGUUGCUCUUCAACUGAAAUUCUUGGAAAGGCUUACUACAGUAUAAGUAGUAAAACAUAUGGUGUGGAGUGUGGAAUAUGGCAAAGCAGAUAAAUCAUAAAUCAUCCUCAUGGAAUACAAUCUAAAACUGAAAUAAAGUAGAGAUGGGUUCGAAUUUCCCUUGUUGGGGAGGAAAUCCCACAUAAGGUUGCCCACAACAGGGUACUUGUCUUCACCAACUCAUCACUUUGUUUCAGACAGUAAAGGCAUUUGCAGCAAAACCUCAGAGGCUGAUUUCAAAAUGUCCAUACAUGCUGCAAAAAUUGUUCUUGCUGGUUUCUUCACAUUUAUUGCCCCUAAAAUACACGUAAAGGUCCACGCUUAACACUUGCAACCCAGUGAUAAUUGUAGAGGAGUUCCCUACAAUAAGGAAAGCACAUUACACCAUGCAUUUUAAUACAGUAGAGUCUCACUUAUCCAAGCUAAACGGGCCGGCAGAAGCUUGGAUAAGCAAAUAUCUUGGAUUAUAAGGACUGAUCAAGGAAAAGCCUAUUAAACAUCAAAUUAGGUUAUGAUUUUACAAAUUAAGCACCAAAACUUCAUGUUAUACAACAAAUUUGACAGAAAAGGUAGUUCAAUACGCAGUAAUGUUAUGUUGUAAUUACUGUAUUUACGAAUUUAGCACCAAAAUACCAUGAUAUAUUGGAAACAUUGACUACAAAAAUGGCUUGGAUUAUCCAGAGGCUUGGAUAAGCGAGGCUUGGAUAAGUGAGACUCUACUGUAUAUGAUUUCAUUCUUUGUUACAUUUGUAUUCUGUCUUGAUGCAAAGAGCUGAAGAUAGCAUGUAGGGCUGGCCUCCCUCCCACUUUAUCCUCACAAUAUUCCUGGAUUGUAGCUAAAGCUAAAAGAUGAUGGCAAGCUGUUGGCUGAUUUCUAACCAGGGUUGUCUCGUUGAAGCAAAACCCAAAGUUUCCUUGUACAACCUUGUAUAUGCUCCCCCAUACAAAGGCUGCCAUUUGAAUUUUUGAAUCAGGUAUCUUCAAAAUAUAUUUUGAUUCCUUUUCCCAUCAAGCGUAACCAGUAUAUCCAUGGUGAGGGAUGCUUAGAGUUUUAGUCUAACGCCGUCAAGUUCUUGUUGUGUGCCUUUCAGUAAUUUCUUAUUAGUGGGAUUUUCUUGUCAAGAUGUGCUCUGAGACGGCUUCCAUGACCGAGGCUGAGAUAACGUGCCUUGACCAAGGUAACCCAGUGGGCUUACAUUGCCAAGUGUCCAAUAUUCAAAUCACAACACCAUUCAAGCUCUAUUUAGGACUAUCAACAUGUUCUAAGAUCCACUCCUACUGCAUAAAUCCUACUUCUAAAAUUCCCAGGCAAUGUGAUAAAAAUACAUUGUAUUUUCUACACCAUUUCUCUUAUUGAUUACUCCAGCAACACUUUGUUAGAGGGUUGAUGGAGGAAUGGAGGAAGAGGCCCAGGAAGAGUAUCUUUGUUUCCUCCUUUAGCGUACUUAAACAGACUGAUCCAGCUGCCAGGGUAUGGUCUGGUGACCCUGUGUUUUGUGUAUGUGGGUUCAAGUCACCUGUCGAUUUAUGGUCUUCUCAUGAAUUUCAUAGCCCACAGCACCUGAGAUUCAUUUAUGGUUUCUUGUCCAAGUACUAACCAGACAUGACCCUGCUUAGCUUCCAAGAUCAAAUAGGGUCUAUCCAAUGCCUUCAAAGCAUUUAGAUCUCAUAUUAGUGAUUCCGCCAUGCCCAAAGAAAUCCCAAUCCGAGUUAUAUUAUACUGUAUCUAUGGUUGAUUUCUUAUCUCCUGCCAGAAAUUAGUGUAGCUUUAAGAAGAGCCUAGCAAGCACAAAUUCACCUGAUUCUGCUUUCAAUGCGGUGAUAAUAAAGCUGACCUGCUGAAAUUUCUGCCUAUCAUGUAGCUCUUAAGGGCAUUAAUCCUUUGUCAAAGAAAAAUCAUCUUGGAUACAAUAGAAGGGCCAUACUCUGUUUUUAACAAAUUUCUGUCUCUCUAAUGUCUUUUUCAGAUAUAAUGCUUUUUAUCUUAUUUGUCACAGAGAGUGAUGUCUGUAAUCACAGUUAUACGGCAAGCUCAUCAGUUUCAGAAGCUAAAUCCUACUACUAGGCAUCCUACUACUAGAGCAUGUAAAUUGGCACACACAUUCACAAAAUAUUAAUACAUCAGUCCCUUGGUAUUUGCUGGAGUUUGGUUCUAGGACCAUCCAUGAAUAUCAAAAAUCUGUGGAUAUCCAAGUCUCACCAUACACCAUGGUGUAGUAAAAUGGUAUUCCUUACAUAAAAUGACAAAAUCAAGAUUUGCAUUUGGGAUGUCUUUUUUAAAAUACUAUUUUCAUGCCAUAGAUGGUAAAGUCCAUGGAUAAAGAAUCUGUGGAUAUGGAAAGCCAACUUUGUACUCUUUCUGCUUGUUUUUUUUUUUAUUUUAGUCUGCUUUGCCAAAUAUAAAUCUGAUGCAUACAAACUAGAAAUUCAAAUCUUGGAAAAGUUACAUGUUUGGAAACUUUCCAAUAUAUAUGAGGGAUUAAUUCUUGAUUUUGAGGCAGAUUUGGGGUUUUUUUCUGUUUAUUUCGCUAUAUUCUACACGUUUCUAUUACCUAGUGACUAGCCUGAGUAAGAUAAAAUCUAAAGUCUGCCAAUAUUUACCAUAUAACAUCUUGUUUUUCUCUUAGUUUUUAACUUGUAAUUUCACUCAUUUCUUCAGAAUGGAGAUUGUUCCAUCAUUUCUUCCUGCUUUAAUAACCACAACAAAGCAUGAGACAACAUAGGCCAGCACUGGAAACAUGUGAUAUUCCUCCUCUACUAUUUAGUGAAGCCACCACUCUAUCACACUUAAAGUAACUAAAGUUAUACUCACACACACACAUCUUCUCCCAUACAAUUGUAAUUGGAAGUUAAAAUUGUAGCCUGAUUUACUUAAUCCCUGUUAUCUGUUAUUGAGAAAUAAAACUAAUUACAGUAAGUAAUUGGUUAUGUAUUAUUGGAUCCUUCCAAGUUCCAGGUUGGAGUCUACAUAAAACCCAGGUGUUUAACUUUCCCUAAAUAAAGGUUCAUUGUAUAGAGGAGCUUAAAAGGAAAAGGAAAAACCUGCAUUACCUUUUAGAUAUAGAGUAUUGUUGUGGAGAUGACUAAAAGUAGCAGGACUUAUCAUAAUUUUAAACUUUAUUUUUAAUCUAUUUUAGAUUUUUUUAAUUUAAUUUAUUUAUUUUAUUUUAGAUAGGUUUUAGAUAGAUUAAGGUUAUAUUUUUAAAUUAGAAAAAAACAAACUUAAAGAAUUGUAUAUGUGUAUAUGUUAAAAAAGAAAAUAUAUAUUUAAAGAAGAGUAUUCAACAUUGGUACCACUACGCAGAAGAGUUUGUUUUAAAAGUGCAGUUUACUCUCCAGUGAAAAAGAUUUAUGAUGGACAUGGAUUGAAACCAGGGAUAGUUGAUGAACAAAAAGACAGCCAAGGAGCCAGGCAGACUGGAAGGGGACAGCUGCCGGCAUACCAAGGAGGGCCAGCGGAUAAGCUGGGAACAUGGAGGAGAGGAGCAAGGAGAAGGUGAAUCAGGCCCAUGUUCUCUUUGACCGAUUUGUCCAGGCAUCAACCUGCAAAGGGACUUUGAAAGCCUUCCAGGACCUCUGUGAUUAUUUAGAACUGAAGCCCAAGGACUAUCGUACUUUUUACCAUAAGCUCAAGUCCAAGCUUAAUUACUGGAAAGCCAAAGCCCUUUGGGCCAAGUUGGAUAAGAGAGGCUGCCACAAAGACUACAAGAAGGGAAAAGUAUGCGCCAACACGAAGUGUCUCAUUAUUGGGGCUGGACCCUGCGGCCUUCGAACAGCCAUUGACCUCUCCUUUCUGGGAGCAAAGGUGGUGGUGAUAGAAAAGCGUGAUGCCUUCUCCCGCAACAAUGUUCUGCACCUGUGGCCAUUUACAAUCCAUGAUUUGCGGGGUCUUGGCGCCAAAAAAUUCUAUGGCAAAUUCUGUGCAGGAGCCAUUGACCAUAUCAGUAUUCGUCAGCUCCAGUUGAUACUCUUGAAGGUCUCCUUAAUCCUGGGUGUUGAAAUCCAUGUCAAUGUAGAGUUCCAGGGACUUCUCUACCCUCCUGAGGAUCAAGAGAAUGAGAGAAUAGGUUGGCGUGCACAAGUACACCCGAAAACACAUCCUGUGUCAGAAUACGAGUUCGAUGUGAUCAUUGGAGGAGAUGGAAGACGUAAUACUUUGGAAGGUUUCAGACGAAAAGAAUUUCGUGGCAAGCUGGCCAUUGCCAUCACAGCAAAUUUCAUCAACCGCAAUACCACAGCGGAAGCCAAAGUUGAAGAGAUCAGCGGUGUAGCCUUCAUAUUCAAUCAGAAAUUCUUCCAAGAUUUGCGAGAAGCUACAGGCAUUGAUUUAGAGAACAUCGUCUACUACAAAGAUGACACCCACUAUUUUGUCAUGACUGCCAAAAAGCAGAGCUUACUGGAAAAAGGAGUAAUAUUACAUGACUACGCAGACACUGAGCUGUUACUUUCACGGGAGAAUGUGGACCAGGAGGCUUUGCUCAGCUAUGCCAGGGAAGCAGCAGACUUCUCAACCAAUCAGCAGCUGCCAUCUCUGGACUUUGCCAUCAACCACUAUGGUCAACCUGAUGUAGCCAUGUUUGAUUUCACCUGCAUGUAUGCCUCAGAGAACGCAGCCAUGGUUCGAGAAGUAAAUGGUCACCAACUACUCGUGGCUUUGGUUGGAGAUAGUCUGUUGGAGCCAUUCUGGCCAAUGGGAACUGGAAUAGCCAGGGGCUUUCUUGCUGCCAUGGAUUCUGCUUGGAUGGUACGAAGCUGGUCAUUGGGAACAGGUCCUUUGGAAGUCCUUGCAGAGAGAGAGAGUAUCUAUAGGUUGCUGCCUCAGACCACCCCUGAGAAUGUGAGCAAGAACUUUAGCCAGUACAGCAUCGACCCUGUCACUCGGUAUCCAAACAUCAAUGUCAACUUCUUGCGGCCAAACCAGGUACGUCAUUUGUAUGAUACUGGAGACUUGAAAGAUAUACACCUGGAAAUAGAGAAUUUGAUGAACUCCAGAACACCAAAGUUGUCAAGGAAUGAGUCGGUGGCUCGCUCUAGUAAGCUCUUGGGCUGGUGUCAGAGGCAGACAGAUGGAUACGCUGGUGUAAAUGUAACUGAUCUUACAAUGUCUUGGAAGAGUGGCCUAGCACUAUGUGCCAUUAUACAUCGAUAUCGCCCUGAUCUCAUAGACUUUGAUUCUCUAGACGAACACAACGUAGAGAAGAAUAAUCAGCUGGCUUUUGAUAUUGCUGAAAAGGAGUUUGGAAUCUCUCCGAUCAUGACUGGCAAAGAAAUGGCAUUGGUUGGGGAGCCAGACAAGUUGUCUAUGGUCAUGUAUCUCACCCAAUUCUAUGAAAUGUUCAAGGACUCCCUCCCUUCCAGUGACAAUCUGGAGCUGAAUGCAGAAGAAAAAGCUGCUUUAAUAGCUAGCACCAAAUCACCGAUCUCAUUUUUCAGCAAAUUGGGCCAGAGCAUCUCUCGAAAACGGACACCGAAGGAUAAAAAGGAGAAAGAUCUAGAUGGUGCAGGAAAGCGGAGAAAAACAAGCCAGUCGGAAGAUGAGGACACUUCCCGAAGCUACCGAGAGGAAAGGCCCACCCUGGUCAGCGCCCUGACAGAGAGAAGAAUUGAUGCAGCCGUUGGGAAUCAGAAUAAAGUGAAAUCCAUGGCAACACAGCUGCUGGCCAAAUUUGAGGAGAAUGCCCCUGUACAGUCCUCUGGAAUACGAAGACAGUCUGUCCAGCCUUAUCAAGAACGUGCUCUCAGCCAGCCAGCCUACCGACAGAGAGAACAGGCCCGUCUUGCCCCCUUACCUCAGUGGAAACAGAUGAGGAAAAAGGAGCGUUCUCGGACCUGCCCUAAAAAAGUGAUCAUGCUCACUUCCUCCUCCAUUUGCACUUCCUCUCCAUGGUAUCCCAGUUAUCAGAAAAACAGGGAACGUCAUGCGGACCAAACUGGAGAACAGAGUCCCAGCCAGCAAAGGAGACCUCAUCAGUUCUCUUCAGAUGACCAUGUGCCAGAGCGCACGCUUACCAUUGAACAGAGGGCAAGCCAGCUGGCUGCCCUCCUGGAGCAAAGGCCAACAACCAGGCAUCAGCCAGAGACUCGUCGAUCUGUGGUUAAACAUUGGGAGCUCUCCUGUAGCAACCGCUCUUCCAGUCGCCCUUCUUCUCCUUCAUCUGAUUCCUUCAGACAGAAAUAUAUAAAGAUGUAUACAGGAGGCGUGAGCUCAUUGGCUGAGCAGAUAGCCAAUCAGCUUCAAAGGAAGGACCAGCCUAAAACCCUUCUAGACAAGAAGGAACUGGGUUCAUUAAAAAAGGAAUUCCCUCCAAACUUGGGAGGCAGUGAUGUUUGUUUCUUCUGCCAUAAACGUGUCUAUGUGAUGGAAAGGCUGAGUGCUGAAGGCAAAUUUUUCCACCGUAGCUGUUUCAAAUGUGAAUACUGUGCCACCACCCUGCGUCUAUCAUCUUAUGCCUAUGAUCUGGUGGAUGGAAAAUUCUAUUGCAAGCCUCACUACUGUUACAGACUUUCAGGUUAUGCCCAGAGGAAAAGACCAGCAGUGGGUCCUCCGUCAGGAAAGGACAACAAAGGGACCCAACAAGACAGUAUGGCAGCUGAUGGUGCAGGACGUGCAAAUUCCAUCUCGUCAUCAUCAGAGAGAACCCCAGCACCCAAUGUAAACGGCCUAGAGGAACCCAGUCUUGCCAAGAGACUGCGAGGCACACCGGAACGGAUUGAAUUGGAGAAUUACCGCCUCUCAGUACAACGUGAAGAGGACUUAGAAGAGGUCCCUGAAGAGACAUUGGCAGAGCACAACCUAAGCAGCGUGCUAGACAAAGGAACAGAAGAAGAUGUCCCUAGCAGUAGUUCCGAAUCCGAGAUGGAGGAGGAAGAAGAGGACGAAGAAGAGGAAGAUCAACCACAGCCACCUACUUCUGACCUGGGAGGUGUGCCUUGGAAGGAAGCUGUGCGGAUCCAUGCCAUGUUAAAGGGCAAGAGUGAGGAGGAGCUGGAGCCUGAGAAAAAUCAUGUCAAAGAAGAAGAAGACGUGGAGGAGGAGGAAGAGGAGGAAGAGGUGGAGGAGGAGGAAGAAGAAGAGGAAGAGGAAGAAGUCUCCAGUGAAGAGGGAGAGUAUUACCCUUGGGAGAGCGAACUUCAACAAGGCCUCUGGCUUCAACGUCUUUCCAAUGAAGAGGACACGGGUACAUUUAAAGCUGGAAACCUGAGGCUGCAACAGAUAGUAAAUCCGAUUGAUCCUUUGGAGAUCUUGGCUGAUGUGCAUUGGACACACAUCCGUCAGAAAGAGGAGGAGGAAAAAGUGGGCCCUACGUCUGUAUCCUCCACCUCCCGAGCAUCUGACCUUCCUUCCCUACGCCAUGAUGCAGUGCAGGCGUGGCUGGAUGCAGCCCCAGGAGCGUUGUGUGAGGACAAUGACUAUGAGGAUGAAGUGGGCAGUGAGCCUGCAGAAGCUUUUGAAGAUGGAGACACAGGUGCAGAGUUGGAUGAUGAUGACAUCCCAUCUGAUGCAGAAGCAGAGUGCCGCCUCCAUCAAGAGGAGCCUGGAGAUCCAGAGCAGAAGGUCUCUGAAGACAAAGAGUUGAAGGCAGAGAUUGCUGCUCCUUGCACUGUAACUGAAGAUCCCUGCAAGCCAUGUGAGUCAGUCGAGUCACCAUCCGAGAGGGCUGCUUCUGUUUCUCCAACUGAUAACAACAAGGAAGAAGAAAGAGAGGACUCAAAGGAACAUCUUGUGAUCGUGUCCUGCGAAGAGAGAUCCUCAGAUACACACUUUUUCCCUGAGCCAUUUCUCCCAGAAGACAAGAAUGAAAAACAAGACAAGAGCUUGGAUGAUGAGAAAGUCAAAAGCCCACCUGUAUCACUUUCACCUAUUCGGUCUCAGCCAAUUGCUCUGCCUGAGACCAUUGCACCGACAUCCCCCGUGAAAUCACAACCCGCAUCACCCACUUUACCUACAUCCCCACCUGCUACUCCUCUGCCUAUUUGUUCACAGCCUUUGCCCUCUGCUGAAGCAUCUAUUCCAUCUCCAGGGGAACCACCAGUUUGUUUUCAACCAGUCCCAGCCUUAACCUCCACUCCUUUGGCCAAACUUGUUUUAAAAAGUCAAGAUGGAGAGAUGGAAAAACUGGCAAGCCCUACUACAGCAGAAGAAGCUUUGAAAAGGAAUAACCUUGUGGAGGAGUUCUGGAUGAAGAGUGCUGAAAUUCGAAGAAGUUUGGGUCUUACCCCUGUGAACAGAAGCAGGGGGUCAGAAACCAGCUUUACAAUCUCACCCCUUGAAUCUCCCCCUCUUAAAUCAUAUACUCCUGAUGAUGUUCCAGAAGAUAAGUGUAUCCACUUUGUUAAACCACAGCCAACCCCAAGGAAACCAAUCACCCCAAAGCUUGAUGAGCAGUUUUCUCUGCUGACACCAAAAUCUCCAUCAGAGAGAGAGCUGAAAAAUUCAAGUGAUGUUAAAAGAGAUUUGUCCAGCAGUUCUGGACUAGGUCUUCAAGGCAGUUCAUCCAACAUGAGGACAUUGGCCAGCCAGAGUUUCAAUACUUCUGAUUCCACCAUGCUUACUCCCCCCUCGAGUCCUCCCCCACCACCUCCUCAGAAUGAAGAGCCAGCCACUCUGCGAAGGAAAAGGCACCAGGCAACAUGGCAAAAUGAAGCUCAGUCUAGGCCAGCUUCCUUGCAAACACCUCACUCUCCACCAGUAAUUGAACGAAUUCGACCAGCCAGAGAACCCUCCCAGCCUCCCAGAGAGGAGGUGAGGAAGUCAUUUGUGGAGAGUGUGGAUGAGAUACCAUUUGCUGAUGAUGUGGAGGACACCUAUGAUGAGAGGACUGAGGAUACAAGCUUUCAUGAAAAGUACUAUACACCCCCCAGCAGGCCAAGGCCAGAGAAGCCGCUUCACUUACAUUUGGUUAAAGAGAAUGGUGGACCGCCCUCAAUGGAAGGGAGAAAUCAGCAAAAAAGAGGCCUCCCUCAAGUCUCUGCAGAAGCUAAGGAACUAGCUGAGGAGAGAAUGAGGGCCAGAGAGAAGUCUGUCAAAAGCCAGGCCUUGCGUGAUGCAAUGGCUAAGCAACUUAGUAAAAUGAAAGAUCUGGAGAUGGCCCAUGCUACUGGCACUGCCAAAUUGCGCAAAGCGACGACUUUACCCUCAAAGACCAAAGACAUGUUUUUUGAGUCCCCUAAGCAUUUGGCUAUGAAAUCUGGUGAAGGCCACACAUUGAAACAUGAGGGUAGUAGUGAAAGGUUCUUCUCACCUUUUGCAGACAUUAGUGGGCGCGAUGGUUCAGUCACAUCCUCAGAAGGUUCAGGUGGAAAGAGUAAGAAAAGGACUUCUCUUUUUUCUCCCCGUAAAAACAAAAAGGAGAAGAAGUCCAAGAAUGACAGCAAGCUCUCUGACAAAUCCAGCAGUGUGGCUGAGGAAGCCACCAAGCCCAAAUCAUUGUGGAAGUCUGUAUUCUCUGGUUAUAAGAAAGACAAGAAGAAAAAGGCAGAUGAAAAAUCCUGCCCUAGUACACCUUCCAGUGGGGCCACAGUGGACUCUGGGAAAAUUAAGGCAUCUCCAUUGGUUAGAGCAGCAGAUUUACAAAUGCGCCGACACCUAAGUUUCUCUGAGGACUCUGACCUUUCCAAUGAUGAUGUGCUAGAACGCUCAUCACAGAGAUCCAAGCGUGAGUCGAUUUACGUCCCACACGCCUUGGCAUUCAAGAGAUCAUACGCAUCAAAGAAAGCGUACACGGAAGAUGAGCUCAACGCCAAACUGACCAGACGAGUGCAGAAAGCUGCUCGCCGCCAAGCCAAGCAGGAGGAGCUCAAAAGGUUACACAGGGCCCAGAUUAUCCAACGGCAGCUGGAACAAGUAGAAGAAAAGCAGAGGCAACUGGAGGAAAGAGGGGUUGCUGUUGAGAAGGCACUUAGAGGAGAAGCAGACUAUUGGGGAGAGUCUUAUUACAGUGACCUCAUCGACUUGCACCUGGGUGUUGAGCCCAAUGCCGGGACACCACGCCGUAGACCUCUCUCCUUCUGCCCUUGCUGUGCCCACGAAGGCAUGGGGAAGAAGGAUGACCCCAAGCUGAUGCAGGAGUGGUUCAAGCUGGUUCAGGAGAAAAAUGCCUUGGUGCGCUAUGAGUCGGAGCUGAUGAUAUUUGCUCGGGAGUUGGAGCUUGAGGACAGACAAAGCCGGCUACAGCAAGAGCUUCGGGAGAGGAUGGCAGUCGAAGAUCACCUGAAGACAGAUGAUGAGCUCUCAGAGGAAAAGAGAAUCUUGAAUGAAAUGCUAGAGGUGGUAGAGCAGAGAGAUUCUCUUGUGGCCCUCCUGGAAGAGCAGCGGCUCCGGGAGAAGGAGGAAGACAAGGAUCUGGAGGCUGUUAUGCUAUCCAAGGGAUUUAACUUGAACUGGUCCUGAGCUCUGCACCAUACUCAGCUGCUGAUCUGAAUCCUCCAGCUGGCAUUUGCCACAUUGGCCAGAGCUGCCUGGAUGGAAGUGAUGUCUUGAUGCAGGAGCCUCUUGGGGGUUUCUUCAGCACCUGACCGCUUGAACCAGCUGCUUCUUGUUGAGAGGAGUUGGUCCUAAAGGUGCUGAGGACUGUGUGAGGUCUGCAAGCCCAACUCUGAGGUGAUGGCUGGAGGUUGCGUGCCUUCCUCAAGGACCUGUGUGAGAGGCCAUUGAGUUUUUGUGACCUCUGGGAGAGGCUAAAAAAAAAGAGAUUUUUUUAACGUUAACCAAUCUUGGUGAAGUGUAGGUUAUCUGUUCCAUAUUUACCCAGGUAGCUGUGUUCAUAUUUUUGUUUGUUUGUUUAAACUCAUGAGAGAGAAAUAGCUGCUCUCUUUUGAGACAUCACCUUGCAUCAACUUUUGAAAGAGCAAACUAUUCACUGCUCCAGAGCACCUUGUGUUACAUGUUCAAAGUUCUCCUCACCAAAGAAGCCUGAAGCUGCCAUUAUUGUCUGGGCAUGGAGGAGACAGGACUGGAAACUUGGAAAGCGAAUUGACUUGAAAUACUGUACUUUCUCACAGGCUCAGGUGGGCUUACUUUCAUCACUGCAGCCUCCAUGAGUUGCCAUUGUUCUGAAGAGGGGUCCUUGUUCAGCCAUCCACUCUCUUUCAUCCAGUGCUCUGGACUGAAGAGGACUGUUUUCCUUUCUCCAUUGUCAUGAGACUGCUCUAUUGUGAACUUUGUGCUCAUUUUGACACUGGAACAUGCAGAUUAUGAACACAGGUUAAUUGAGAAGCAUUUCAAGGGAGCUCUUGGAUGAAAGCCCCUGGCUUCAACCCUGCCCCCCUCCGGACCCUUGAAGAUUGAUCUGUGGGUCUUCUUGUUGUUGUGUUUUGGGGGUGGGAGGUUUUUUUUUUCUUUUUUGCACGUUGGAAAUGAAGCAGAACUCUUACCCGCUCCCUUUAGUCACUUUAGACCCUUCAAUGUCCAUUAACUUAUUUUUAAUACUUGAAAGAAGAUUUGGUUUUGUACCUUUUUAAGAAAUGAGCAGAUGAGUGAGUGGUGUAUCUGUGUGCCUGCUGCAUUCCCCAACCUCUAUGUUUGUUUUAAAUUUGCUGAUCUCUCUUUCUAUCUAUUUAUUAGAGUUCUUAUUAAUGGCAUUACUGUUACAACACUACAUUUGAUCUUGGAGAGUAGAUGCUUGUACGUUCAAGGCAAUUGGCUCUGCUUUGGCCUUGAACCUGCACUACACUGAAGGGUGGAUUCUCGAUAAACUUCUGUUGCCUCACUGAGCGGAGGCUCAGAAUGUGAAAGCAAUGAAGACAGAUUUAUUUCCUGCACAUCCCAAAUUUUCUUGUAUGUUUUCUACAUUUGGAUAAACCUGUGCUUGCUCUAUCUAAUGCUGACAAGCUUCUGUGACUAGAACGGUGACAUUGCCAUGUAAAGAGUGAAACAUGCUAGUACCAUGCGGUCUGCCUCCAAGGAAACAAUUAGCACAAAUCCUACUGGUUCCUGUUCCUGAUUUCCUUCAGAUUGUCUUAGGAAGUGAGGUGGUGUUUUCCCAGUGUAACAGCAAAAAGGACAUAACAAAAAUGGGUUCUUGCCUAUCACCAGCCAAGAUGUUCUAUAAGCACACUAUGUCCUUUACCAUAAUCUUCCCAAAAAUACCAAUGUGCAGCUCUCAAAAUGUUCAAUUCUUAGUUUUUAUAAUCCUUUGUGGGCUUAGUUUUUUAAAGGAUGCUACUUACUUUUACUCCAUUAGUUAAAAGGAUUAACGAGCAGCUUUAGAUAACAGAGAAGGAAAAGAAUGGUUUCUGAAAUUAUUCCUUUAUAGCAUCUAAGGUUCAAUGCAGAACAGUGUUAGUAAUCAUAUAGAGAAGCAGAUUCAGCUUCUCUCAGCAUUGCAGCAAGGAUCUGCGGUGGCACAAUGGGUUAAACACUUGUUACCAGUUCAAAUCUGUGAGACCGGAUGAGCUCCCAUCUGUCAGCUCUAGCUUGCAGGGACAUGAGAGAAGCCUCCCAGCAGGAUGGUAACAUAUCCGGGCAUCCCCUGUGCAAUGUCUCCGUGGACGGCCAAAUCUCUCACACCAGAAGCAACUUGCAGUAUGUUCUCAAAUCACUUCUGACACAAUUUUUUUUAAAAAGCAUUGCAGCAAUGCGAUAAAAAAAUAUACUUCUGCUGACACUCUUCUUCCUACCCAGUUCUUAAAGAUGUGGGGCCCCAGACUUCAGAUAUUGCUAGAUACAGUCUGAUUAAUUGGAGCACUGAUUUUUUUUUUCUUGUUGUCAGAAGUGGGUUCCUCUUUUUCAUGGUUUGAAGGCCUUAAUAUCCACUUUUUUAAAGAAAAUAAAAAUGCAUAUGGCUGCUAUCAUGCAGUGUUCAUCAAUAGAGCCCUUUCCUUCCAUAGGAACCCUCAAGAUUAUGCAUUAUAAGGGUAAAGUGCCUGUGUGUUUUAGGGAGUGCCGUAACACAGCUAUCUGGUGGGUGGUGGAAUAGAAAUUAAAUUCCAGAAAAUGAGAUAUGUCUAGAUUCAAUGCUUAUGUUCUUUUCACUUUCAGCUAGGCAGGAAAUGUUUCUAUCUUAGUUCUGGAUAAAAUAUUGCAACUAAGAGGGAAAAGAGGAUCUUAAAUGUUUAUGAAGAACAGGAUAUUCAACAAGCUUAGGUUGCCACAAAAGCUAAAUCUGCCAAAAUUAAAAAGUUGUGAGAGCCCUGUCUUCUUUGGGUGUUCGCCACCUACAUCCAAAAAACAGUGGCUAUAAUUUGUCUAGGACCUCACACGUAAUAAAUACAUACUCAUCCCAGCAAAGCAACAAAGAGAACCAAGAUUUUUCCCUUUCCAGACUACAUCUCUCUCACAUGGCAGUUUGGAAAACUUGUUAACAUAUGGCUCUCCUGUGCUUUUCAUAGCAGCCUGGCAAUCAGGUGCAUUGUUUAAAUGUGCCAUUUCAAUGCUGUGAUCUUCCCCAAUAUGCCCGGCUACUUUGCAACCUUAGUCCCCAAAGCAAAAUGUAGCAUAAUUGGGGAAAACACAAAUAAAACCUGUGGUAAUCUUCACCCAGUCUGUAAGCAUUAUCGCCAUUUAUGUGACACUGAUUUUUUUAAAAUUAUAUUGAAAAGGUAGUCAUUACGUUUUUAUUAUUCUAUAUAAUAGCAAGUGAGGCAAUGUUUUCAUGCAUCUAGACUGAAAAGAGAGGCACAAGAUGAUAUACAGCUGCUUUUUAGACAUAUGUCUCUUUCAGUCUUGAAAGUGCACAGGAGCCUACCCAAUCUGAAAGAACAUAAAGCUAUCAAGAGUAUGAGAAAAUAUACCAUGUCUUACUUACUUCUUUAUGAUGUUCAGAAAGGCUUCCCAUUUAAAGGUCUCUGUACUUUUUAAAGAGUAAAAAGAGUUACUUGCUUUUCUUACUAAAAAUAUCGUUUUCCUAUUUAUUCAGGUAGGCAAUUUGAUACACAUCCCUGACACUAAUUAUCAUUUUUUUUCUAUUCAGUCAAGGAUUUGGAUUAUUUUCUCAGCUUUUUUGUUGAAUGGCAGCUCUAUCAAUUGAUAACCACUGUUCCGUAAAGCAGUUAUUUUCGUCCUCAAUUGGUCAUGGCCCCAGAUUGCGUCUAGAAAGAGAAAGGGUGGGAAAAUGUUUUAAACCUCUCGUCAACCCAGUCUUAAGCUUUUUAAAUAACAGUACUAGUUUUUUUUAAGCUUUCACAGUGCAAAAAGAGUUGAAAUGUCACCUUUGGAAAAUUUGAUGCAAAAGGCCUCUUAUCUAUGCUAUCUUGUUGAAUACUGAGAUGUAAAGAAGAUUCAGGUGAAUAAUCAGAGACUGCCAAAAUUACAUCAGAGGAUGAAGGAUUUAUGUGCUCAUGAAUUCACCUGUUCAUAAUAUACAGUAAAGAAGGAGGAAUAUGUUGGUGGAACCUCAGUCAUCAUUUCCUGCAUUCCUUUGAAUCAGCAGAGAGGAGCUAUAGUAAAAACUGGGUAUGGACAUUACGUUGCUGGGUGCCUUAAGAUGCAGUGUAUACAACUAGUUAUAAUUUGGUGUUUAUUAUUCUCAUGUGAAAGGCUUACAGCCACCUCAGCCAACUGGGUGAUUUCCACAUGUGUUGCAACUUGCAAAAUUUCCUGGCUACUAUCGCCGACUAACAUAUUUGGAGGGCAUUCACUGGGCAGAAACUGGUUUAUAUUUCUGCUGUUCUGAAUGCAGUUAGAUACAACAGAGCUGAGAACAUGCCACUUCCUAUAAAAUGGUAAAACUUAAGCUGCUCUCUGUGUAUUUUAUACUGUCAAGAAGGUAGGAACUGUGUCCAGAUGUUUUUAGCUAUAACUCUCUUCAUCCUUAACCAACAUGAGCAGUUGAUGAUGGGAACUGUAGUCCAAAAACUUCCCUAUGGGCACAGUUUGCUGUAGGACUGUGGUUAUCAACCUGUGAGUCCCCAGAUAUUUUGGCUUUAAACUUUCAGAAAUCCUAGCAGCUGGUAAACUGGCUGGGAUUUCUGGGAGUUGUAGGCCAAAACACCUGGGGACUCACAGGUUGAGAACCACUGUUGUUGGAGAACUUCAGACACACAUUUUUCCUUCCUAGCUUGCCUAGUGUUAGCUACUUGUGCAAUAAAGAUUACAACCUCUCUUAGUAGAGGAAGUACAUUUCAGCUUCCAAACUUCUUAUUUCUGUCCACCCAAUAGCUCAAACAUCAUUUGAGCAGCUAAGACUUAAAUGUGCAGACAAGACAGUUUUUCUAAAUCCUGUGGUGGUAUGAUGAACAUUGAUUGCAUGUCCUCUCGCUGUUUCAGUAUUUAAUGUACUGUUUUGUGUUUACCAUGCUCACCCUUAAAGUCAGUUUGUUUUAAAUGCAGUGUCAGGCCCUCACUUUAGGAGGUGGUGCUAAUGCAGAAGUAACAAGCACACUUGUUGCACCCUCUGGGUUUUUAAUCAGUUUAUGUUUUUUAAUACAUCCUGAUCCAGAGCAUUUUUAAGCAUCCAAAAUUAGGUCUAAAAUGCAUGGCCAUCUAUUACAACUUUUUUAUAGGCAAAGAAGAUCGCAAAACCCAACCUGCCACUCCCUCAGUUUGGAUCUUAAGAAAUGUAUUUAACAGAAUGUUUACAUUUGAACUCUGAAAGGAAAGCAACUUGUUUGUUUUUCAGCCUGCUAUAGUUAAAAAAAAAGAAAUUGCUGUGAAUUGGGAAUGUUAUUUGCAAUAAAAAUUAAACAGCUUGCUUUAUAUGAAAAAUGGGAAGGGAGUCUGGGAGGGGUUGUGUACUGAUGGCUUUGCCAUAAUUUUUUUAAAUAUAUAGACGUAUGUAUGUGAAAUCCAGUCCAGAUGAAGGGAUUUAAUGUGGUAUCUUCCCCUUGGGACAGGUGUGAACUCUGACAUUCAGACUGUUUUAUAGUUGGCCUGUGUGCAGUGUAACAGGAAAUUGCGUACUGUAUUUUUUCAUGUCUAAAACAUCCCCUAAUCCCAACCUCUAUCCCCUUUUACUUCCCAUUUUGUCGCAUUUCAGUCUGUCAGUUCUUCACUUGCUUUGUUGGUGUUGAGAUUUUAGCACCUCAGGCCACCAACGGAACUAAAGAAAAAAUAAAAUCAUUAAUUUUU